AUGUCCUCUUCGUGUUUGAAUCAAGUAGCGCUCUCCAACCCCGAAGCCCACAUCAUCGUAGUCGGCACCGGCCUGGCCGGCCUCUCCGCCGCAACCCAACUCACAACACACAGCAUCCCCGUAAUCCUGCUCGACCGCGCGGAUCGACCUGGAGGAAACAGCAUCAAGGCCUCGUCCGGAAUAAACGGGGCUCCGACGAGGUUUCAGCCCGUUCCAGAUGAGGAAUUCUACAAUGACACCGUCCGGUCAGCCGGGAAGCCGCUUUCGACAGCCGGCGCAGAGGACCGGGAACGCCGUGAAAGAUUGAUUUCGACUGUUACUAGGAGCUCUAAAGAUGCAGUGCAUUGGCUUUCUGAUGAGAUGGGGGUGGACCUUAGUAAAGUUGCGCAGCUGGGUGGGCAUUCAAGGCCUAGGACUCAUCGCGGAGCUGGAGGGAAGCCACCUGGUGCUUCAAUUGUCGGGACUCUAUUGGAGGGGUUAAAGAGCAAUCCAUUUGCUGAGAUCCGAACGAACUCGCGUGUGACGAAGGUGCUGAAGGAGGCGGAGGAGGUUGUUGGUGUUGAGUAUGUUGCUGACGGAGAAGCCCGAACGCUCCGUGGACCGGUUGUCUUUGCCAGCGGAGGAUUUGCUGGUGAUGUCCGUGGGAUGGUAUCCAAAUAUAGACCGGAUCUUGCAGGACUGCCCUCGACGAACGACGCGCGAGAAGGGUCACAGCCGUUGCUGGUUGAUGUUGGUGCGAGGUUGAUUGAUAUGGAGCAGAUCCAGGUCCAUCCCACGGGAUUUUUGGACGAAAAGGACCAGUCUGCGACAGUUAAAUUCCUUGCUGCAGAGGCACUACGAGGUGAGGGCGGGAUACUGCUGUUGAAUAACGGAAAGCGGUUCGUCAAUGAGCUGCAGACAAGAGAGGUUGUUACGGAUGCAAUCACCCAAUCUGCUUCACUCUUAGAGACAGACAUUCGACAAUGGGACGUUACCCUGUUACUCGACGAAGGUGCGGCGUCUGCGCUGGACUCUCAUAUGCAGUUCUAUCUCUGGAAGGGCUUAAUGCGCAAGACAACGAUGGGCGAGCUAGGACAGGAAGUUGUCAACACUGUACAAGCAUACGCCGACGUCGUCUCUGGCAAGAAGGAAGACCCAUACGGCCGGACAUCCUUUGGCAACUGGACACUCAGUGAUGUCAAAGCCGAGUCUGUUGCGUAUGUGGGCAAGGUGACGCCGGUGCUGCACUUUACUAUGGGCGGAGUCCUGUUCAACGCCGAGGCUCAAGUCCUGGACGAGCAGGGCGAGCCAAUACGUGGUCUAUGGGCUGCAGGCGAAGUGACUGGCGGACUGCAUGGCCAGAACCGUCUCGGAGGGUCAUCACUCCUUGAAUGUGCAGUCUUUGGCAGGAUUGCCGGCAACGGGGCAGCGGCCUUCUACCAGCAGCAUUAUAUACGGUGA
This is a messenger RNA of Aspergillus versicolor CBS 583.65, 1440 nucleotides long. RefSeq names its product putative FAD dependent oxidoreductase (gene frdA). Bases 1 to 1440 code for a protein of 479 amino acids. Lineage: Eukaryota; Fungi; Ascomycota; Eurotiomycetes; Eurotiales; Aspergillaceae. The record is from RefSeq and is a predicted model, not a curated record. The transcript has a single exon. Gene Ontology annotation, molecular function: oxidoreductase activity; FMN binding.